Molecule: messenger RNA, 1750 nt
Organism: Aethina tumida (small hive beetle)
Lineage: Eukaryota; Metazoa; Arthropoda; Insecta; Coleoptera; Nitidulidae
Exons: 8
Coding region: 76-1617 (513 amino acids)
Source: RefSeq, a predicted model, not a curated record
CAGAAUUUCAAUUGUUGUUCGUAAUCCGUAAGUGUCGGGUGUGAAAUCUUCAUUAAUUCAAUUAGAUAACUCAAGAUGAAAUUAUUGAUAUGUCUGCUGGUCCUCGCCAGCAUAAUAUACGCAAAUGCCGAAGAAUGCAUUAAAAUUGAAUGCGACUCGUCCAACUACGAAAGCUACGUAGACUGUCAACGAGCCAAGAGAGCCAAACGCAACGUUUGUGAUUACGAUUGUGAAGGUGGAGAUUGCGGAGAUGAAUGCAAUACCUGCGACUGUGACGAAUGCAGCGGAUUCAGUACAUCUUCUUGUUGCUCGAAUUGCUGCAGCGCUACCCGAUGCAGAACUACGUCAUGUUGCCAAAGAACUUGUCGCGUUGCAUGCAGAGACACAUCAUGCAGGACGUCUUGUAAAAAGUCAUGCUAUAAAGGCCUUAAAAAGGAUACUUCCUCCUCCACAGUUAAUUCCCAAACUAAAAAUAAUGUUACAUUGGAAAAUGAUAACAAGCACAAUAUUACAACAAUAAUACAUUUGAACAAUAUUAUAAACACCACAAAUUUAAUAGAUGUACCAAUUACCCUAAAUAAUACUAAUGUUAACAAUAUUACCGUUUUGUCAGAAGAAGAUACCAUACAUACAACUAAUAUGCAGCCAAACCAGCCAGUACAGCCAAUGCAACCAGUUACUCCAAGUUGCUGUACACUUGUAGGACCCAGACAAUGUACGCCUACAGAUAAAUUUCCUUUCGCCAAUUGUUUUCACUAUAGAAGCAACACAUGUAGUGAUAUAUGUAAAGCGAAUAUAAUGCAUGUUCAACCAAAACAGGUUUGCUCGUCGGUACCUUUCCAACCUCCUCAAUGCAAACAACAACUAGCGUACAUUCCCCAACCUGACCCUAAAUGCACAUAUCAAUCUACAUGGCCUUACGUUAGUUGUGGUAUUCAACAAAACACAAACUGCGAGGGAUGCUACGAACAUUAUUUCGAUGAAUCGCGAAAGAACCAUCUCAGUUGUAAUCCUUCGUGCUAUGACGAUGGUUAUGGUGUAGGACCAUAUUACAGACAGGGUCCCGUCUACAGACCUGGAUACUCACAUAUACCCUCAUGUUUUCAAACAAAUACAUGUGGAUUUGAUGGCACUGGUAUCUACGGUGGAUUAGGUGGAUUGGGUGGAUUAGGUUUAGGUACGGGAUUUCCCAGUUAUGGUUCUCCACUUUCAUAUGGAUUUCCGUCAACUCCCUUUUAUGGAACCUAUCCUUCAAGUUCUUAUCUAGGAGGUUCAUUUUUUGGUAAUUCUAGUUGGAGCCCUAAUCCAGUUCAACCGUUUUUUGGUAUAGAAACCAAUCCUGCUCAACUUGAAAAUUUGAAAAAAAUUUUCAACAAGAGGUCUGUCAAAGUAGAGGAAAAAAUUCAACCACCUGGUUUGAUAAAUGUGGGACCAAGUUACAGUUACACUGGCUAUAGUCCUAUCGUGCCACCAUUGAAACCAAUCUUCAAGCUACAGAAGGACCCUGAAAUUAAAGUAGACGUGGAAAAGACCAGUGACGCAGAGAUCAUCAUAACAGAACGUCACAGAAAACAUCACCACCAUACUCCUCCACAAGUUCGCAACAAUGCAGACUGAGAAAAAGCAAACCUAAAUGAAUAAUGCAUUGUUUUGUAGGAUUGAUGUAAAUUUUUAUGUUAGUUUCUUUUUUAAGUUUUAUAAUUGUGUUUGAAGAUUCAUUAAUAAAUUCAGUAUAGUGAAUGUGUCUACA